UAUAUGUCAACUGUUGGUUUUAUUUAAACUAGUGUAUAAAGAAGUUGCCGACUGUUCGAAUUCAUUCGACCUGGCGGAUACUGUUGGGCAAGUCGGUCUUUUUCUCCGGGACUGACGGUCGUCGACCCAGUUUGUUUGGUGACAGCUGAAACUGAAAAUGUAUCAACAUCGAGUCGAUCUCUUGAACCAUGACCUUAAAAUUUGACAAACCUGAAACCACUCAUGGCAGCGUAUAAAAACGGAAGAGGAAGCAAAAAUCAUACGAACGCCCUAGAUGACAAAGAGCAGCUUCUAGAACUCGCGGGAGAUACAUCCAAUACUGCAAUGGAGCCUGUAGACAACAAUCUGCCGUAAUACAAGUAACCAUGUCGAUAUAGAAUCAAACGCUAAAAAAGAUAUGUCAAAGACUGUUACACCAAGACUUACAACAGUCGUAUCAUAAAUGCACCUCUUCUGCUCACACUAGCGAAGAUUUAUUAAUGGUCCAGCAGCUGAUUCUGCUAUUUCCGGAUAUUUGCCCUUUGUCAUUGUUGCCUUACACAUGCCAGCUACGAACGAUUUACAUUUAACGAGCAGCACAAGCCGAAGCUCCGCAAAUAAUUGACAUGGGGGAAGCGGGCGGGCUCAAGACGCAGGAGACUCGUUCGCAUAAAACCGAAUGGUAUCACUUGCUAAAGUUUUUCAUGAUUUUUAAAAGGAGGCACCAUAUUCGAGCUGUUUGCACUUCGUGUCAACCCUCAACUGUUUCAACACUUUUGAGCCAGCCUUUAAAAUUGAACUAAAGUGGGGAACCACUGAACUACAAACUUUUCAUUGCACAUGAGUUGCCCAUAAUGCUCAAAAUUGAUAAUGGUGCCCGCUGGAAAAGCCUCUUAAAUCCUAUCAAUCUGAUAUAUCUCAAAAGUCGCUACAUAGAAUGGUGGUACAGAUGUCUAAGAGUUCUCACACGGCCGCUGUUUUCGACGAUCUCUGCUCCUACGGGUACAUCAUAGAUGGAUCUUUAACCGGUAACUUUAGAUAAAGAGGGAAAGGCAUGAAGAAGGUAAAAAUAAACCAUAUCCGUUUUUUUGUUCUUUUGUAUAGUUGGUCAUGGUAUGCAGAAGCUAAAAUGUGAUAUAUAGCACCCAAAAAAACGAUAGGUCGUUAAAACUGAAAAAAAGAUACCUUUGAAGAAGUGAUUCAUCCAGAUAUAUUUCUAAAUGAGUGUCAAACUAUAUGAG
Messenger RNA from Zychaea mexicana, 1220 nucleotides. RefSeq lists its product as uncharacterized. Lineage: Eukaryota; Fungi; Mucoromycota; Mucoromycetes; Mucorales; Lichtheimiaceae. The record is from RefSeq and is a predicted model, not a curated record. The transcript has a single exon. The coding region runs from base 606 to 782 and encodes 58 amino acids.